Messenger RNA from Suncus etruscus (white-toothed pygmy shrew), 2592 nucleotides. RefSeq names its product villin 1 (gene VIL1). Gene Ontology annotation, biological process: barbed-end actin filament capping; actin polymerization or depolymerization; cytoskeleton organization. Gene Ontology annotation, cellular component: actin cytoskeleton; cytoplasm; lamellipodium. NCBI's taxonomy places the organism in Eukaryota, Metazoa, Chordata, Mammalia, Eulipotyphla, Soricidae. The record is from RefSeq and is a predicted model, not a curated record. Gene Ontology annotation, molecular function: actin filament binding; phosphatidylinositol-4,5-bisphosphate binding. The coding region runs from base 1 to 2484 and encodes 827 amino acids. The transcript is spliced from 19 exons.
AUGACCAAGCUGAGCUCCCAGGUGAAAGGUUCCCUCAACAUCACCAGCCCUGGGCUGCAGAUAUGGAGGAUCGAGGCCAUGCAGAUGGUUCCAGUGCCUUCUAGCACCUUCGGCAGCUUCUUUGAUGGGGACUGCUACAUUGUCCUGGCUAUCCACAAGACGGGCAGCACCCUGUCCUAUGACAUCCACUUCUGGAUUGGCCAGGCCUCAUCCCAAGACGAGCAAGGGGCCGCCGCAAUCUACACCACACAGAUGGACGAUUUCCUGAAGGGCCGAGCUGUGCAGCACCGCGAGGUCCAGGGCAACGAAAGCGAGACUUUCCGUGGCUACUUUAAGCAGGGCUUGGUGAUCCGGAAAGGAGGUGUGGCUUCUGGCAUGAAGCAUGUGGAGACCAACUCCUACAAUAUCCAGCGGCUGUUGCACGUCAAGGGCAAGAGGAACGUGGUGGCUGGAGAGGUGGAGAUGUCCUGGAAGAGCUUCAACCGCGGGGAUGUGUUUCUCCUGGACCUGGGCAAGCUGAUCAUCCAGUGGAACGGGCCUGAGAGCAACCGGAUGGAAAGACUGCGGGGGAUGACGCUGGCCAAGGAGAUCCGGGACCAGGAGCGAGGCGGGCGCUCGUACGUGGGCGUGGUGGAGGGUGAGAACGAGAAGGCCUCGCCUCAGCUGAUGGAGGUAAUGCUCUACGUGCUGGGUCCCCGGCGGGAGCUGAAGUCAGCCAUCCCCGACACAGUGGUGGAGCCCGCAGUCAAAGCCAGCCUCAAGCUGUACCAUGUGUCUGACUCCGAGGGAAAGCUGGUGGUCCGAGAAGUUGCCACAAGGCCCCUCACACAAGACCUGCUUAAGCACGAGGACUGUUAUAUCCUGGACCAAGGAGGCCUGAAGAUCUUCGUGUGGAGGGGGAAGAAAGCCAACAGCCAGGAGAGGAAGGAGGCCAUGAGCCAGGCUCUGCACUUCAUCAAGGCGAAGCAGUACCCCCCCAGCACCCAGGUGGAGGUGCAGAAUGAUGGCGCCGAGUCCGCCAUAUUUCAGCAACUAUUCCAGAAGUGGACGGUACCCAACCGAACUUCAGGCCUGGGCAGUACCCACACUGUGGGCUCCGUGGCUAAGGUGGAGCAGGUGAAAUUUGAUGCAGCAUCCAUGCACAUGCAGCCCCAGGUAGCCGCACAGCAGAAGAUGGUGGACGAUGGCAGUGGAGACCUGCAGAUCUGGCGCAUUGAGAACCUUGAGUUGGUGCCUGUGGACACCAAGUGGAGGGGUCACUUCUACGGGGGUGACUGCUACCUGCUGCUGUACACCUACCUUGUUGGGGAGAAGAAGCACUAUCUGCUCUACAUCUGGCAGGGCAGCCAGGCCAGUCAGGAUGAAAUUGCAGCCUCGGCCUAUCAGGCCGUCAACCUGGACCAGCAGUACAACGAUGAGCCAGUCCAGAUCCGCGUCCCCAUGGGCAAGGAGCCGCCCCACCUCAUGUCCAUCUUCAAAGGAAACAUGAUCAUCUAUCAGGGAGGCACGUCCCGGUCGGGCAACACGGAGCCUGAACCCGCCACCAGGCUGUUCCAAAUCCGGGGGUCCAGCACCAACAACACCAAAGCCAUCGAAGUGCCGGCACAGGCCACGUCCCUCAACUCCAACGACGUCUUUGUCCUUAAGACCCAAGCCUGCUGCUACCUGUGGUGCGGGAAGGGCUGUAGUGGGGACGAGAGAGAGAUGGCCAAGAUGGUGGCUGACACCAUCUCCCGGAUGGAGAAGCAAGUGGUGGCAGAAGGGCAGGAACCUUCCAACUUCUGGAUGGCCCUUGGUGGGAAGGCCCCAUAUGCCAACAGCAAGAGACUGCAGGAGGAGAACCUGUCCAUCGCUCCCCGGCUCUUCGAAUGCUCCAACCAGACAGGCCGCUUCCUGGCCACAGAGAUCCCUGACUUCAACCAGGACGACCUGGAAGAGGAUGACGUGUUCCUGCUGGAUGUGUGGGACCAGGUCUUCUUCUGGAUUGGGAAGCAUGCCAAUGAGGAAGAGAAACGUGCUGCGGCUGUGACGGUGCAGGAGUACCUCAAGACCCACCCCAGUGGCCGUGAUCCCCAGACUCCCAUCGUUGUGGUAAAACAGGGCCAUGAGCCCCCAACCUUCACCGGCUGGUUCCUGGCCUGGGAUCCCUUCAAGUGGAACAACACCAAGUCCUAUGAGGAGCAGAGGGCAGAACUUGGAAACUCGGCAAACUGGGGCCAAAUCACUGCUGAGAUCACAAACCCUAAGCCAGAUGUGUUCAAUGCUAAUAGUAGCCUCAAUUCCGGGCCUCUGCCCAUUUUCCCUCUGGAGCAGUUGGUGAAUGUACCUGCGGAGGAGCUCCCUGACGGUGUGGAUCCCAGCAGGAAGGAGGGACACCUGUCUGUGGAAGAUUUCAUCAAGGUUUUGGGGAUGACUCCAGAAGAGUUUUCUGCCCUGCCACGGUGGAAGCAACAAAACCUCAAGAAAGCAAAAGGACUCUUCUGAGACACAGUUCCAGUUCUUCAGUCUAUCCUGAGGCUAACUGCAGUUUGAGUUCUGCUGGGCCGGGUGCAAUGGCUCUGUGACCUUCCAUUCUGUGCAGACACAGUGCCC